This is a messenger RNA of Blumeria graminis f. sp. triticale, 1344 nucleotides long. Lineage: Eukaryota; Fungi; Ascomycota; Leotiomycetes; Helotiales; Erysiphaceae. The record is from the annotation of a GenBank genome assembly.
AUGGCGGUCCUGUUGGAGACUUCGGCUGGCGAUAUAGUUAUUGAUCUCAAGGUCACGGAAGCACCCAAGCUUUGCGAGAACUUUCUAAAGCUCUGCAAGACCAAAUACUACAACUUUUCGCCAAUAUAUGGCGUUCAAAAAGGCUUUUCUUUCCAAACAGGUGAUCCCCUCGGCCCGGAUUCAGAUGAAAGUGAUGGAGGAAGCUCAAUAUGGGGGCUUAUUAAUGGGCCAGCUAUGCGAACAUUCAAUGUAGAUUUCAACCCACAUCUAAAACAUUUGGAAAGAGGAACUGUUAGUAUGGCGACGGCAGUAUCUACAAAGGACCCCGAUAAACGAGUAGCAGGAAGUCAAUUUAUCAUCACACUGGGCGAUAGCUUAGAUUAUCUCGAUGGCAAGGCAGCCAUUUUUGGCUCUGUCGCGGAAGGAUUUGAUGCCCUAGAGAAAAUAAAUGAUUCGUUCUGCGACGAAAAGGGACGACCUCUCGUAGAUAUUAGGCUUAAGCAUACAAUCAUCAUUGAGGACCCGUUUGAUGAUCCGCCUGGUCUAACUGAACCCCCGAAAUCUCCGUUACCGACUAAAGCGCAACUAGCAACAGUCAGAAUAGGCGAAGAUGAUAAUAUUGAGGAACCAGCCGAUGAUGAAGCUGUGGAACGAAUGCGUCGACAGCGCGAAGCUCGCGCUCAGGCCUUAACACUUGAGAUGGUCGGCGAUCUACCCUUUGCUGAGGUCAAGCCGCCAGAAAAUGUGCUCUUUGUUUGCAAAUUAAACCCAGUUACGACUGAUGAAGAUUUGGAGCUCAUAUUUUCUCGCUUUGGCACUAUUCUUUCAUGCGAAGUCAUUCGUGAUAAACGCACCAAUGACUCCCUUCAGUAUGCUUUUAUUGAAUACGAAGAACAAGCAUCCUGUGAACAAGCAUACUUUAAGAUGCAAGGUGUCUUAAUUGACGACCAUCGAAUCCACGUCGACUUCUCUCAGAGUGUGAGUAAACUGAGUGACAACUGGCGAUCGGUUACAAAUUCAAAAAGGAAAUCUCGAGGCGGUGGUUUUGGGGGUGUGAGUGGUCUAGAGAAGAAAAGACAGUACAAAAGUGGAGUAGAAAGAAAGGGGAGAGAGAAGAAAGAUAGAUAUGGUAUGAUUAUAGAUGAAGAGGAAAUGAGGAAAUGGCAUGAACGUGGAUCAAAAGAAGCGGGAUCUCGGAGGGAAUCUAGCCGCUCAAGGAGCCCUCAAGCUCGUGACAGUGGACACGGUCGAACAGAGGGUAGAGAAUAUAGGGCGAACGGUAGUGUUCGAGAAGAAAGGCAUGACCUAAACCGUAGGGAUAAUUUCUCUAAAAAUGAUUGGUAA